UCGGCUCCUUGCAGCAGCAGCAGCAGCAAUUCCCGGGGAAGCGUCGCUUUGCGGCAGAGAGGCGCGCGCGCGGCUGAUGCAACUGGCUUGCAAAGGAGGGAGCAGCAGCAGCAUCACCCUCGGAGGCCGGGACCCUUUGGAGCCAUGUCUGCCGUGAUCAUCGAGAAGGCGGCCGGGCUGGGCCUGAGUGAGGUCUAUGUCUCUGAUCGGGAAGGAAAUGAUGCUGCAGGAGAUGGAACGCAGGAAAAACCUUUCAAAACUGCUUUGCGGGCUUUGCUAUCUGUAGGAAAGGAACCCUUUCCUACCAUCUACGUGGACUCACAGAAAGAUGACCAGAGAUGGGAAACUAUUUCCAAGACACAGUUCAAGAAUGUCAAAAAAUUGUGGCAGAGAGAAAAACAGAAAAACGAAGCCAGAGAAAAGAAAGAGGCAGAAGACCUAUUGCGACGUGAGAAGAACUUGGAGGAGGCAAAGAAGAUCACCAUCAAGGAAGAUCCCAGCCUUCCAGAACCCAAAUGUGUGAAAAUCCGUGCCCUAGAGGCCUACAGAGGGGAGAGAGUAAAGGUUUUUGGCUGGGUCCAUAGAUUACGCAGACAAGGGAAAAACUUGAUGUUCAUUGUGUUAAGGGAUGGCACCGGCUAUCUACAGUGUGUCUUGUCUGAUGAACUGUGCCAGUGUUACAACGGAGUCAUUCUCUCAACAGAGAGCACUGUUGCCGUCUAUGGAACCCUUAACCUAGUCCCGGAAGGUAAACAGGCUCCGGGAGGCCAUGAGCUGAGCUGUGACUUCUGGGAACUCAUUGGCCUGGCUCCAGCUGGAGGCGCUGAUAACCUGGUCAAUGAGGAGUCAGACGUUGAUGUGCAGCUGAACAACCGUCACAUGAUGAUUCGGGGGGAGACCCUGAGCCGGAUCUUCAAGGUGCGCUCUACAGUCAUCCAGAGCUUCAGGGAUCACUUCUUUGACCGAGGCUACUAUGAGAUCACUCCACCAACACUGGUUCAAACACAGGUAGAAGGGGGCUCUACUCUCUUCAAAAUGGAUUACUUUGGCGAAGAAGCCUAUUUGACGCAGUCAUCGCAGCUGUAUCUAGAGACCUGCAUCCCAGCCCUGGGAGACACGUUUUGCAUUGCGCAGUCCUACAGAGCUGAACAGUCUCGGACACGCAGGCAUCUAGCUGAAUACACCCACAUUGAAGCGGAAUGCCCUUUCAUGAGCUUUGAAGACUUGCUGAACCGCUUGGAGGAUCUAGUUUGUGAUGUUGUCGACCGAGUCUUGAAAUCUCCUGUGUCUGAGUUAUUGUAUGCCCUCAAUCCAAACUUUGAGCCCCCGAAACGUCCCUUCAGGCGCAUGAAUUACACAGACGCCCUUGUGUGGCUCAAGGAGCAUGAUGUGAAGAAGGAAGAUGGCACUUACUAUGAAUUUGGAGACGAUAUUCCAGAGGCUCCCGAGAGACAAAUGACGGAUGCCAUUAAUGAACCGAUCUUGCUGUGUCGAUUUCCCGCUGAGAUAAAGUCCUUCUACAUGCAGCGCUGCCCUGAGGAUUCCCGCCUUACCGAAUCUGUUGAUGUGCUGAUGCCCAACGUUGGAGAGAUUGUGGGAGGCUCAAUGCGUAUUUGGGACAGUGAAGAGCUGCUGGAAGGCUACAAGAGGGAAGGCAUUGACCCCACACCUUAUUACUGGUACACAGACCAGCGUAAAUACGGCACUUGCCCUCAUGGCGGCUAUGGCUUAGGCUUGGAAAGAUUCCUCACCUGGAUCCUGAACAGGCACCACAUUCGAGAUGUGUGUCUUUACCCACGCUUUGUCCAGCGCUGCAAACCCUAAUGGAAACCAGUCUGAUGUUCGCCAGAGCCCUCCGAAGAUUCUGUUUUGUCAUCCUGUGAAAAUGAAUAUUCUGCAUUCUAUUUUGUGAAAUGAAAAUAUAAUCACUUUUAAUUUAAAUGGAAGUCAGUUGAUUUUAGGAUAUCCUUUCUUUCCAUCAUCCAUUCUGUCGGUAUAUUUGAAUGUCCCGAUUGCUAGUUGUUCUUAUUCUUUUUAAGCAGCAUGCAUUACUUAGGUGUCACAUAUUUUGCAAAAUAUAGUUCUUACAGGCUUUUGAGAAAAUCCCAUAAAAUUAUUUUUUAUUAUUUUCAGAUGGCACUAGACUUCUGAUCAAAAGUCAACCACUACUUUAAAAGAAUUGCAGUUUUCCAAAAUGUAAAAUUGUGUCUUAUAUGCCAGAUGCAAUGCAUUAGAAGACUACUAAUGGGGGAAAUUGUCUGUUCGAACCUCUUUUUUGUAAAAACUGUUCCAUUUGGGUACUUAAGGGAAAAAGGGAAAUUGUUGUUUUACUAUCAACUCUUCCUGGAAAAUGUCUACAGAAUGUUGUCCUAAAAUUAUUACAGCUCCCAAAAUAUGGCAGCCUAGCCAUUAGUUAAUUGCAGCUUACUACUUUGUCUCACACAUGAUAAGGUGUCUUGUGUAAAAGAGUAUCCUGGCUGAGGCAAUGUUGACAAUAAACCAGAAGGAACAAGACUUGA
Messenger RNA from Anolis sagrei ordinatus, 2519 nucleotides. It is a transcript of the gene NARS1, whose product is annotated as asparaginyl-tRNA synthetase 1. Gene Ontology annotation, molecular function: ATP binding; asparagine-tRNA ligase activity; nucleic acid binding. The record is from RefSeq and is a predicted model, not a curated record. Gene Ontology annotation, cellular component: cytoplasm. Gene Ontology annotation, biological process: asparaginyl-tRNA aminoacylation. NCBI's taxonomy places the organism in Eukaryota, Metazoa, Chordata, Lepidosauria, Squamata, Anolidae.